UCCCCUUGUUUUCUCACCACAAAAAUAAUUAUAUUUUCUCGUUGAUUUUCUCUUCAGCCAAACAAGAUGCAGAUCUUCGUUAAGACCCUGACCGGCAAGACAAUCACCCUCGAGGUCGAGAGCUCCGACACCAUUGAUAACGUCAAGGCGAAGAUCCAAGACAAGGAAGGGAUCCCUCCAGACCAACAACGUCUCAUCUUCGCCGGAAAACAGCUCGAGGACGGCCGUACCUUGGCCGACUACAACAUCCAGAAGGAGUCAACCCUCCACCUCGUCCUCCGUCUUCGUGGAGGCAUGCAAAUCUUCGUGAAAACCCUGACCGGCAAGACAAUCACCCUAGAGGUCGAGAGCUCCGACACCAUUGACAACGUCAAGGCCAAGAUCCAAGACAAGGAAGGGAUCCCACCAGACCAGCAGAGGCUCAUCUUCGCCGGGAAGCAACUCGAGGACGGCCGCACCUUGGCGGACUACAACAUCCAGAAGGAGUCGACCCUCCACCUCGUCCUCCGUCUUCGUGGAGGCAUGCAAAUCUUCGUGAAAACCCUGACCGGAAAAACCAUCACCUUGGAAGUCGAGAGCUCCGACACCAUCGACAACGUCAAGGCCAAAAUCCAAGACAAGGAAGGUAUCCCACCGGACCAGCAGAGGCUCAUCUUCGCCGGGAAGCAACUUGAGGACGGUCGAACUUUGGCCGACUACAACAUCCAAAAGGAGUCGACCCUUCAUUUGGUUUUGAGGCUUCGUGGCGGGAUGCAGAUCUUCGUCAAGACUUUGACUGGGAAAACCAUUACUCUGGAGGUGGAGAGUUCUGAUACGAUUGAUAAUGUCAAGGCGAAGAUUCAGGACAAAGAAGGGAUUCCCCCAGAUCAGCAGAGGUUGAUUUUUGCUGGGAAACAAUUGGAAGAUGGAAGGACUUUGGCUGAUUACAAUAUUCAGAAGGAAUCAACUCUUCAUCUUGUCUUGCGUCUUCGUGGUGGUUUCUAAGCUCUCUAUGAAUAUGGGUUUCUGGAAUUUAUGUCAAUGAUUAUGAUUCCUGGCUCUGUUGAAGCCUUAUAAAUAAACUUAUGUCUUAUCUUUAAUGAUAUC
Molecule: messenger RNA, 1086 nt
Organism: Hibiscus syriacus
Lineage: Eukaryota; Viridiplantae; Streptophyta; Magnoliopsida; Malvales; Malvaceae
Product: polyubiquitin 11
Exons: 1
Coding region: 67-984 (305 amino acids)
Biological process (GO): protein ubiquitination; modification-dependent protein catabolic process
Cellular component (GO): cytoplasm; nucleus
Molecular function (GO): ubiquitin protein ligase binding; protein tag activity
Source: RefSeq, a predicted model, not a curated record